CCUCUGCCUAACAAUGCACCGAAUUCCACGCCCCCGUGUCGUCCUCGUCCACGACCGGCGUCGAGCUCGCACCAAACGUGCAGCAACCGAACUGCAAAAUCUCCGGCGCCUUCCGGCCUAACCACGCAGACCAGGGGACAGUAUAUAUACAGCCCCGUUGGCCGUUGUUAUCUACAGGUCACGGUCUCGUGGAUACUGGAAAACCAUCAUCAGAGGCAUACAGGAGAGGAGUAGCGUGGCAAUGGCGUUCAUGCGGUACUACCGCGGGCUGCCGCAGGGGGAGACGACGGUGGAGGAGUUCAGGGCGUGGCUGAGCCAGUUCGACGCGGACGGCGACGGCCGGAUCAGUCGGGAGGAGCUGGAGGAGGCGCUGCGAAGCGUCAACCUGUGGUUCGCGUGGUGGAAGGCGAGGGAGGCGAUGCGAGCGGUCGACGCCAACCGCAACGGCGCCGUGGACGCUGACGAGAUGGGCAGGCUUUACGCCUUCGCGUACAAGCACCUCCACAUCAAGAUGAGCCAGCUGGAGGAGUAGGGAUCGGUGGUUUUCUUUGUAAAAAUAGAGUGAAGUACUGUAACGUAAACAGCUAAACAUCAUUUGUAUAGUCGUGUGCUGCGAAAGUUUGGUAAUUAACCAUUCUCGGUGGGUUCAUUCUGCCGUGUUUGCUGAAUGCAAACUUUCGUGAUCUAGGGCUAGAAUACUAAAUAAGUCCGAGGAGUAGAAUAAGUUGUAGUAUAUACUUCAUCACGCAACAAUCGCUUUUAUGAAUUUGUACAUUAUAAAGGUUCAACAUUAUCGAUCAUUAAGUUUCACAGAUUUC
Molecule: messenger RNA, 818 nt
Organism: Setaria italica (foxtail millet)
Lineage: Eukaryota; Viridiplantae; Streptophyta; Magnoliopsida; Poales; Poaceae
Product: calmodulin-like protein 7
Exons: 1
Coding region: 242-532 (96 amino acids)
Molecular function (GO): enzyme regulator activity; calcium ion binding
Source: RefSeq, a predicted model, not a curated record